AUGUCAUUAAAUAUCCUUGUCAUUGGUAAUGGAGGUAGAGAACAUGCCAUUGUAUGGAGAUUAUUACAAUCUCCAACGGUGAACCAUAUUUAUGUUGCCCCAGGAAAUGGAGGUACCAUUAGUGAAUCAUCUUCGUCUAAAAUCACUAAUGUGCCAAUAAGUUCAUCACCUAAAGAUUUCAAUAAAUUACAACAAUUUGCCGUUGAAAAUAAGAUCAAUUUAGUCAUCCCGGGACCAGAACAACCAUUAGUUGAUGGUAUUGCGGAUAUAUUUUAUGCUGUUGGUAUUCCUGUUUUUGGACCAAGUGCCAAAGCUGCUAAAAUGGAAGGUUCGAAAGCUUUCUCCAAAGAAUUUAUGGAUAAACACAACAUUCCAACAGCAAGAUUUCAAAAUUUCACUGAUGUUGCCAAAGCUAAACAACAUAUUCAAUCUAUUGAUUAUAAAAUUGUCUUGAAAGCUGAUGGUAUUGCUGCUGGUAAAGGGGUUUUAAUCCCUGAAACUACUGAAGAAGCAUUACAAGGAUUAAAUGAGAUUAUGGUUGAUAAAAAUUUCGGUGAUGCUGGUAAUGAAAUUGUUAUUGAAGAAUUCUUGGAAGGUGAUGAAUUGAGUAUAUUGACCAUUACUGAUGGUUAUUCCUUUUAUAAUUUACCUGCUGCUCAAGAUCACAAAAGAAUUGGUGAUGGCGAUAAAGGGUUAAACACUGGUGGUAUGGGUGCUUAUGCUCCAGCUCCAAUUGCUACCCAAGAUGUAUUGAAGAAAAUUAAUGAUCAAAUCAUCAAACCAACUAUUGAUGGGAUGAGAAAAGAUGGAUUCCCAAUGUGUGGGGUCUUAUUUACUGGUAUCAUGUUGAGUCCAACAAAAGAACCAAAAGUUUUGGAAUAUAAUGUCAGAUUUGGUGAUCCAGAAACUCAAACUGUUUUACCUUUAUUAUCGGAAGAAACUGAUUUGGCUCAAGUUAUGUUAGCUGCUGCUCAACAUAGAUUGGAUUCUGUCACUAUCGAAACUAAACCAUUGUAUUCCGCUACCGUGGUGAUGGCAGCUGGCGGGUACCCAGAAGCUUAUGACAAAGGUGAUGAAAUCACUAUUAAAAAACCAUUACCUGAAGAUACUUUUAUUUUCCAUGCUGGUACUACCGUAAAUGAUCAAGGUAAAAUUGUCACUUCUGGAGGUAGAGUCAUUGCUUCUACUGCCAUUGCUGAAACUUUGAGACAAUCAGUUGAUAAGGCUUAUAUUGGUGUCAAUGACCACGUCUCCUUUAAUAAAAAAUAUAAUAGAAAAGAUAUUGCUCAUCGUGCUUUCCGUGAUGCUGACAAAGCUGGCAAUUCUGGUGCUGGUGCUGGUGCUGGUGUUACUUAUGCUGAUGCUGGUGUUUCUGUUGACAAUGGGAAUUUAUUAGUAGAAAACAUCAAAGCUAAAGUCAAAUCCACUGCUAGACCAGGUGCUGAUUCUGAUAUUGGUGGUUUUGGUGGAUUAUUUGAUUUGAAAAAAGCUGGUUAUAACACCGACGACACUUUAUUGGUUGCUGCCACUGAUGGUGUUGGUACCAAAUUAAGAAUUGCACAAAUUAUGAAUAUUCAUAACACUGUUGGUAUAGAUUUAGUUGCUAUGAAUGUUAAUGAUUUAGUUGUUCAAGGAGCUGAACCAUUGAUUUUCUUGGAUUAUUUUGCCACAGGUAAAUUAGACAUUGAGGUUGCUGCUCAAUUUGUUGAUGGGGUUGCUAAUGGUUGUAUCCAAGCUGGAUGUGCCUUAGUCGGUGGUGAAACUUCAGAAAUGCCAGGUAUGUACGAUGAAGGACAUUAUGAUACUAAUGGUACUGCUGUUGGUGCUGUAUUGAAAGAUAAAAUAUUACCACAAAUUAACAAUAUGAAAUCUGGUAAUGUAUUAAUUGGGUUAAAAUCCGAUGGUAUUCAUUCUAAUGGAUUUUCAUUGGUCCGUAAAAUCAUUGAAAUCAGUGAAUAUGAAUAUCAAUCACCAGCUCCAUGGAAACAAGGCUCUACAAUUGGUGAAGAAGUUUUGGUUCCAACUAAAAUUUACGUCAAACAAUUAUUAUCCAGUAUAAAUCAAGGAUUAUUAUUAGGAUUAGCUCAUAUUACUGGUGGUGGAUUGGUAGAGAAUAUUCCUCGUGCAUUACCUAAACAUUUACAAGCUACUGUUGAUAUCAAACAAUGGCAAGUACCAGAAAUUUUCAAAUGGUUUGGUAAACAAGGUAAAGUUCCAUACAAUGAUAUUUUGAAGACUUUUAAUUUGGGUAUUGGUAUGGUAUUAAUUGUUGAAAAAGAAAAUGUCGAUAAAGUAUUGAAGAAUUUGGAAGAAGCAGGAGAAAAAGGCGCUGUUGUUAUUGGUGAAUUAGUUGAAAGAAAACAAGGUGAACCAGGUUGUGUUGUUAAUAAUGUUGAUGGAUUGUAUUAG
Candida dubliniensis CD36 is the source of this 2409-nucleotide messenger RNA. RefSeq names its product bifunctional aminoimidazole ribotide synthase/glycinamide ribotide synthase (gene ADE5,7). Gene Ontology annotation, molecular function: phosphoribosylformylglycinamidine cyclo-ligase activity; ATP binding; metal ion binding. The record is from RefSeq and is a predicted model, not a curated record. Gene Ontology annotation, cellular component: cytosol. The coding region runs from base 1 to 2409 and encodes 802 amino acids. NCBI's taxonomy places the organism in Eukaryota, Fungi, Ascomycota, Pichiomycetes, Serinales, Debaryomycetaceae. Gene Ontology annotation, biological process: adenine biosynthetic process; 'de novo' IMP biosynthetic process. The transcript has a single exon.